Molecule: messenger RNA, 5848 nt
Organism: Paramisgurnus dabryanus
Lineage: Eukaryota; Metazoa; Chordata; Actinopteri; Cypriniformes; Cobitidae
Gene: fbxo31
Product: F-box protein 31
Biological process (GO): SCF-dependent proteasomal ubiquitin-dependent protein catabolic process
Cellular component (GO): SCF ubiquitin ligase complex
Molecular function (GO): protein binding
Source: RefSeq, a predicted model, not a curated record
ACAGCAAGACUCUCGCGUUACUGUGAUGUCAUAUAUCUGAUCAGCGUGAACACGCCUCUCAUCUCAAGCAGCAGCGCGUUCACGUAAUGCGCACUGGCGAGGGUCACUGCAGGUGUGACAGUUGUUGAUGAUGUAAUGUUGCUACGGAUGGCGGUGUGUGCCAGGCUCUGUGGAGUGGGUCAGUCGCGGCGGUGCAGGAGGCGGCAGAGGCACAGCCAGGCGAACCGGGAGAGCGACUCCGAGACUGAUAUGGACGACGACGAGGAGGAGAGGGUGGUGGUGGUGGGCAAAAUGAAAGACGACCCCGGCUGUCAUAAGACCUGCACUGCGGGGCCUAGCGGGGUCGGUUUCGAGGCCUCUGUAGGGCCGCCCCAUCCGCAGUCGCUGUUGGAUUUGCCCCCGGAGAUUUUAGUGGAGAUCUUUUCGUCUCUACCGGGCACGGCGCUGCCCAACCUGGCGCUAGUGUGCAAGAAAUUCAGGCAGAUCCUGAACACGGAAACAAUCUGGAGGAGGAGAUGUACCAAUGAAUUUGGUAUGAAUGAUGACCCACGGAAGAUGGAAAUUGUGGGUAUGUCGAGUCGAGAGCUUUAUGUUAAACGUGUGAACCCGAAGGUGAAGUCAGGGCGCUUUAUGAAGCUCCUCCCUGAUUAUGAGCACAUGGACUUUCGGGACGUGUACACACACUUGCUGCAUCCUUAUAGACACAUCCUUGGUCUCUGGCAGCCUGAUAUUGGCCCAUAUGGAGGAUUACUGAAUGUUGUGGUUGAUGGGUUAUUCAUCAUAGGCUGGAUGUAUCUACCACCCCACGAUCCCCGUGUGGAGGACCCGAUGCGCAGACGGCCUCUUUUCCGCAUCCACAUGUUGGAGAAAAACAAAGCCACGGUUGAAUGUAUGUACGGCCACAAAGGCCCUCAUAAAGGAGAUAUUCAGACUGUGAAAAAAGACGAGUUUUCCACCAAAUGCAACCAGACAGACCACCAUCGAAUGCCUGGAGGCAGACAAGAGGAGUUCAGAACAUGGUUGGAGGAGGAAUGGGGAAGAACACUGGAGGAUAUUUUCCAUGAGCACAUGCAGGAGUUGAUCCUCAUGAAGUUCAUCUACACCAGCCAAUAUGAUAAUUGCCUGACGUACCGGCGGAUUUAUUUGCCCCCGUACCUCCCUUCAGACCUCCUGCAGCCGGGCCUCUUUAAGGGGACGUAUGGAAGUCAUGGCCUGGAGAUUAUUAUGCUAAGCUUCCAUGGCUCCAAAGCCAAAGCUACAAAGCUUACUGGUGACCCCAAUGUCCCAGCAGGUCAGCUGACCUUAGAAAUAGACCUGAACCGGCCACUGCGUCUGCCGGACCUGGAGCACCAGAGGAACAUGGAUGAGCUCCAACAGCUCGUGAUGGGGGUGCAUGAGGAGGUCCAGAGGAGUUUGCAGGCCCAGGAUGUCCCAUCAGAGGGUGCAGAGGCGAGCCCUUCCCUGGGGGCGGAAAAUUCGGAGUCAGACCCCCCUGCUGGGCUGGAAACUGUCGAACCGGCGGCAGCCACCUGCAGUGCCACAUCUGAACCACAAUCGUUCGUGCUGCCUUUGGGAGUCAUAGCCCGCAAUGAAGUGUACCCACGAACCUGUAAGAUGUGUUUUUACGGAACCGGCCUGAUCGCCGGCCACGGCUUUACGAGCCCCGAACGCACACCUGGUUUGUUCGUCCUGUUUGACGACGACCGCUUCGGCUUCAUCUGGCUGGAGUUGAAAUCCUUCAGUAUGUACAGUCGCCUGACGGACCAGCUGUCUCACGCCCAGCCACCCUGCAUGGAGCGCUUUGAGGCCAUGCUCCGUAACAUGCAGUCAUGGACGUCCUGAUAGUCAACAACGCACGCAUUUAUUCAACUGUACCCAUCAGAUACACGAUUUACCAGAUACAACCCAAAAAAACAGCUGUCAGGGACACAAACAUAAUGCUUGCAUCUGCGUAGGUAUAUUUACAGCGACAUGCACAUACAGGUUGUAUAAUAUUAAGCCUUUCUUAUCAGCUUUUUAAUUAAUUUAUUUUUGUAACCUGAAAAUGGUACGCGAGAUACGUGAAAAUUCACCCACAUACUCUGGAAAAAGCUGAGUGUGCCUCUGAUUUUCACCCGAAAUCCUGUGGUUUCGUGAUUUGUAUUUAUUUUAGAUUAUGUCCCCAACAUGGCUAAGCAUCUUUUUAUUAAUGUAAUUUAUUUAUUUAGUUUUCCUGUGAACGUUAUUUUUGUAAAAUCCAAACUACAACUCACGAACAUUCAUGACAUGGAAGUGCACUUCCAAAAUGUUUGCGUGCUGACAGUACUGUGCAAUGUUUCACACAGCUUAAAGUAACCUCAAAAUAUUUACAUAUUUAAGUAUUUAAAAUAUUUGAAUAGGCGAUAACACCGACUGUAAAAUGAUGGAGGUCGGCAAGUCUCAAUACUGUUGUUUUUUUCUUGUUUUCAGUAGAAAUAUCUAAAAAUACAAUUUAAGUACAUUUUUGCUUUAAAUCAAGCAAAACAUUUUGCCAAUGGGACAAGAAGAAAAUCUUUAAAUACGUUGACUUUUUUUCUUAAACACUUAAUACAAAAAUAUUUUUUUUGCUUGUUUUAAGCACUAAUUCACUUAGGUUUUUAGACAAAAAAUGAUAAAAUUGAACUGAAUUUGUAUGGAAGCCCAUUUCCGCCAAAUAAGAAAAAAUUAUUAUGAGAUAAAAAGUCGAAAUUAUGAGAUAAAAAGUUCUUUUUAUCUCAUAAUUUUGACUUUUAAUCUCAUAAUUAUGACUUUUUAUCUUAUAAUUAUGACUUUAAAAGUCAUAAUUUCGACUUUAUAUCUCAUAAUUACGACUUAUCAGAGCAUGAUUUUUUUUCUUAUGUGGCGGAAAUGGGCUUCCAUAAAUUUGUGCUUAAAACAAGCAAAAAAAUUAUCUGCCAAUGGGGCAAGAAAAAAAUCCUUAAAUACGUUGACUUUUUUCUAAAAAAAAAUAAUACAAAAAAUAUUUUUGCUUGUUUGAAGCACCAAUUCACUUAGGUUUUUAGACAAUAAAUUAUAAAAUGUAACUGAAUUUGUGCUUAAAAAAUUUUUUUUGUAUUAAGUGUUUAAGAAAGAAGAACACUGCAAAAAAUGAUUGUCAAGAAAAAAAUCUUUGUAUUUUUGUCUUGUUUUCAGUAAAAAUAUCAAAAAAUUCUUAAAUUAAGAUUUGAAAAAAUUAAAAAAUACUAGAAAAUUUUUUUCUUGAUGAGCAAAACGACCCAAGAAAAUAAGUCUAGUUUUUAGACCAAAAAUCUGCCAAUGGGGUAAGCAAAAUUUUCUUGCAUUUUUCUUGUAUUUAGUGUUUAAGAAAAAUGUUCAAGAUUUUUUGCUUACCCCAAUGGCAGAUUUUUUUGCUUGUUUUAUGCACAAAAUCACUUACAUUUGAUAUUUUUGGUCUAAAAACUAGACUUAUUUUCUUGGGUCGUUUUGCUCAUCAAGAAAAAAGCAUCUUAAUUAAAGACAUUUUUGAUAUUUUUACUGAAAGCAAGACAAAAACACUAAGAAUUUGUUUUCUUGAAAAUCAUUUUUUGCAGUGUAAACUUAUUUAAAGAUUUUUUCUUACCCCAUUUUGAGAUUUUUUUUUUUGCUCGUUUUAAGCAUAUAUUCACUUUAAUUGUAUAUUUUUUUUGUCUAACAACUAGACAUAUUUUCUUAGGUCAUUAUGCUUAUCAAGAAAAUGCAUCCUAAUUAAAAAAAAUUAGAUAUUUCUACUGAAACAAGACAAAAACACCUAGUAAGAAAUACAUUUUAGCAGUUUUAAGCUUAAUUUCAGAAUGGUUUGCCUUACCAAACCAUUCCCUUCAGAUUUUUCAGUCCAUGACAUAGUUUUAUUUUUGAGUUCUGUUAAUUUGCAACACGAUUGAGUUGUCGCCACAUUUUACGCCUUUACUGUGUAACAAUCGUCUCAUUGUCACAGUGAUUUCAUUCAUCCAGCUGUGCAGCUCUCUUCCAAGUGCUCUUCCCUACGCAGUGUAGAUGUUCAUCCGAGGAAAAAAUCUACUUUUAUAUUCGACUGCAGCAUUACUUCAAACCAUCAACCAGUAUGAUGUAAAGUAAACGUAUACAUAUAAAUGCGUUGAAAUAUGUAAACAUUUAUGAUUUUUGUGUAUAUAUGAUUAUAAACUAAUUUAAGUAUAUGGCCUGGGUUAACAACCUCUAAAUGAGAAUUGUUUUAAGUGGAUUAUUCUCAUGGCUUUGGCUACGUUUACGUGGGCUGCUGUUGUAAAAGUACUGAUUUGAUUCAAAAUAAGACAAUAUGUCAUUUAAGUUGUUUACAUGGGCUGCUAAUUUAAAUAUUUAAUAUUUAUUAAAUGCCAAUUAAUAUUCGAAAAUGUCUAUGCCUGCUGACUAAAAGUCGACGUGAAAUUACAACGUGAAAAUUGUGACCCUAGACCACAAAACCAGUCAUAAGUCGCAUACAGGUAUAUUUGUAGCAAUAGCAAACAAUACACUGUAUGGGUCAAAAUUAUUUAGGAUAUUAAGUAAAGGUCAUGUUCCAUGAUGAUUUUUUGUACAUUUCCUACCUUAAAUAUAUCAAAAAAUGUGAUAAUAUUGUUGCUAAUGACUAAGCACCACCGUUUGAAGCACAUUUUAUUUUAUGCCACCUGUAACUUCUCAUGUAACAGUCUUUAAAUAGGAAAACAUGGAAGUGUUUGGUGGCUUCUAAAUUCAUCCCUGUUUGGAUCCUAAGGAAUGAAUGGGGCUAGGCUAAAUGCUAACACAUUCACAACGCGCUGUAUAAAGAAAAAGUGCACGCAUUUAAUAAAUAUAGGUAUGUAUUAAUUUGUCUAAGUUUAGGUAAGAACAUAGCAAAACAUUGAAAAAUUGUGGUGUUUUCCUUUAAUUUGGACAACUUUAAAAGGCGAUUUUCUCAAUAUUUAGAUUUUUUGCACUUUCAGAUUCGAGAUUUUGAAAUAGUUGUAUCACCAAAUAUUAUCCUAACAAACCAUAUAUCGCUGGAAAGCUUAUUCAUUCCGCUUUUGGAUGAAAAAUUGACCCUUAUGACUUGUUUUGUUGUCCAGGGUCAUUAUUGACCCUAUAUGGUUUUUUAAUACACAUGUUUAUUGUGUACAAGACAUAAGUGCAUACUGUUCCAAAGAUAUACGUUUUGUCUUCCAGAUGUUAUCAUUUUUAUUUGGCUGAUGUCACCACGGCCACAUAGCCCAUUGGUUAAUGUUAACAAAUAGCCAUGUAGCUACAUUACAUUACAGCCUUUCUAAAAUGAAGCAAAUGGUCAUUGCAGAAAUGUAAUGCUGGUUAAUGUAAUAAAGGUACAGCAAUAACAGCAACUAAGGUUCAAAUUGAUAUAGAUGUGCUAUUUAAUGUCAUAAAAUGUUUCUUGAGAAUGAAAUAUGGGUUACUAGUUUCAUGUCGACUUUUAGGUAGAAGUUUCCUAUUGUUAUUUAUUAUAUUCUUUCUCUCUGCCGCUACUGUGAUGUAGCCUUGAAACUUCAGUAAAACACUGUGCCCUGCACGUUCAUCUUGCAGUUUUGAGGUUUUUAAUUCCUUAAAUGGAAAGUCAGCUGUAUUAACUCCAUUAUAAAUUCCAUUCAAGAAGCAAGCGAUCGGUCAAGGGUGUUCACAAUGAUACAAAAUAAUUACACAAUAAUUCAAGAAUGUUUGAUGUUAAUUGGGAAAACGUACUAUGAAAAUGUUAUUGUCAAUUUGCUAUUAAGAAGAUUGUCAAUAGUUGGAUCAUUGUCGUCUGUGUAAAUUUGCCAGUUUUAACUUUGAGCGCCAAUUCAUGAUUAGUAUGCAGCCCGUUGCGUUCAAAUUCAGGGAGGUUUGCAGCUUUAGCUUUGGUUUGUUCUCAAUAAAAUGGAGGAAAAAUGUU